Halichondria panicea is the source of this 1042-nucleotide messenger RNA. RefSeq lists its product as uncharacterized. The record is from RefSeq and is a predicted model, not a curated record. Lineage: Eukaryota; Metazoa; Porifera; Demospongiae; Suberitida; Halichondriidae. The transcript is spliced from 5 exons. Bases 169 to 867 code for a protein of 232 amino acids.
CGACCUCCUCUGGACCCCAUGCAGUUGGUUGGACUCCGCCCAACUAGGCUAGGCCGGCCUAGAUACUAUAGUAGCUAGCUAGCUGUGUUCUUUCUGAUUUUCGCUGUUUGUGCUGCGUGCUCUUGAUCUUGGCUCUGAUCUGCAUUUCUGGCGAAUGCACGAUCUAGGAUGGAGCUGAAGAUGUUAUUUACACCUAUACCAAGCCUUGCAAUAGUCAGAUUCUGGCAGGGGCUUGUGGAAAUCAUCCUUCGAACACUCUGUAUCGUGCUGAUUGUGUUGGCAUUUAUUGGUGGUAUAGCUGCAGUGAGGGACCUAGGAGGGCCUGAAACACCUGUAGCCCCCAUUGAAGCCCUACGGUACAGGACCAGAUCACCAAGUGGGUGGAUCCUUCUGGUCACUUUAAUUGCACUAACACUAGAAGUUCUUAUCCUCAUUGUUCGAUUUUUGGGUUUGCCAGCUGUCAACAAGUACUCCACAAUCUUCAUAGUCAUUGAUAUGUGUAUCAGUUUUGCAAUAGCCGUUUGCUUCUUUGGCGGAGCAUUACCGCUCGGUAUACAUGCCACCGAAUGGGCUAAAUGGAGGAGCAGGGGUACAGAUAUGGAGAAUACCAUAUAUGGCCUUUAUGGAAUUGUACCAUCAGUUGGAGCUGAGGCAGCAUUCUCAUUCUUGGCAUCGUUCGGCUUUACUGCCCUUGGAAUCUGGAUGACAGUAUUCUUGAUCCUGAAGUGGAACAAAAACCUGGACCAGUACAUUGUAAACCCCAGGACGAUCGAGAUUAAGAAGGUAACAGAUCUAGAGGCUGAUGUACAGCCUGUUACAGAGUUAAAGGGAGGACAACUGGAGUUCACUGAGGAAAAUACUGGCUGACAUGUGAACACAUUUUUUUUAAUGCCCCACGACUAUAUAUUAAUUUUUAAGAUUUUUAAUUGUAUAAUAGAUAAACAGCUGGUGGUUACCUUUGAGUGCCACUGGCUGUUUAUGCUUAGCCUCUAUAAUUAUAUAUACAUGUACAUGUUCAUAUUAAGGCGAAUUUUCAAACUUA